This is a messenger RNA of Trichomycterus rosablanca, 2644 nucleotides long. RefSeq names its product CFAP20 domain containing (gene cfap20dc). The record is from RefSeq and is a predicted model, not a curated record. The transcript is spliced from 18 exons. Bases 114 to 2363 code for a protein of 749 amino acids. NCBI's taxonomy places the organism in Eukaryota, Metazoa, Chordata, Actinopteri, Siluriformes, Trichomycteridae.
UGCUUUUUAAUUGCAAAUAAACAAUGUUAUAUAACCUCAGAGGAAUCGCAUUUUAGUUUAAUUCUUAGUUUAACUCUUCAAUUUGCGGUGCCCUGCUGAGAAGUAGUGGAAGCAUGUUUAAAAACGAGUAUCAGGGUGGUGCUGUUGUUGAGAUCUUCAGUGCACAGGGAAAAGAUCCUGUGGCCAAAUGGAAACUUAGUGGCCAGCCAUCAAUAAGUAAAGUAUUUGAUAAGGAAGUGAAAGGCUUUGUUUACAUCCUUGAAGGCAGCAGUCAAACACAUCGGAUGCAGUUACCUAAAGAUGGCAAGACACCUCUUGUCCUGAUUCAGAAGUUCCUGGUCCUGCAGGUGAAUGUUCCGUCUGGUAAAGACUUCUCCACUGAGCUUGUAGUAACUGAUCAAGGGCACCUGAAGCGAAGGCUCUAUUUGUCCACUGUACAUAAAGAAUUCUCAGCUACCCCACUGCAUGCCAGAAUACCUCUUACAAGCCUCAGACGUGACAUCUGGUGUAACUUGUGCAUUGACCUGGGCUCAUUUAGCGCUGAGCUGUUUCGAGGGGCAUCGUUUCUUUCUCUGGAUGGCAUCAUUAUUUCAGCCUGCUGUAAGGUCAGGCGGAUCUUCACCAUGAGGACCGUACCUUCAGACCAUGUGGACAGAGAUCUUUAUGACAUGAAGAAUGACCCCAAAGAAGAUAUACCUAGGAGCUGCCAGUUUCCUCUGGAUGUUCAGCAUAUUACACAGCUACUGAAUAUGGAGAGGCUGAAACCAGCUGAUCUGAGAAGUGCAUCUAUCAGCUCAAAAUCUGAACAGCCACUGAGUGCAAAAGCCUAUCAGCAUCCGAAAACCCAGGACGGCUCCCAUAUUGCUUUUGGCUCAAAGGUCACAGGUCGCCCUCCACUCACGGCAAGGAAAAGCAGUUUGUUAUCGACUAGGACAGACAAUAGCGCUAAGAGCUCCCCGAAGAGCACUUCACAGACAGGGAGAAGUGGAUAUAUAAAGUCUCAGUCAGCAACUGACCAGGCAAGCUUUGAAAGAACAGGGUCUGGAAGACCAAGACUGGUCCAUAAUGCUCGUACAGAGAGACUAGCUGCACGCAACCAUGUCAUGCCUCAAUCAAGCCCUGAUGCUGAGAAGUCGAUAGAUGAAGACACAUCAGCAGAUCAUCUCAUACCUCGUCGAGCAGAUACUUCAGCUUCUUCCAGACCUCUGGAGUGCAAGUCUCCAUCCAGUUCACUAUCUAAUCAGCAUAUGCUGAAGUAUGGAAAUAAUGAUACCAUGGAGACUGUACCUCAGCUCAGUCUGAUCGAGGCUGAGGAAGAUGGAGAGGAGGUUUUCACCUUUUCUUCUCGCCCUCACUCAGCCAAAAGUUGUCAGUCAUUCUGUGAUGCUUUUGGGAAUUUGUCUGUUGACAUUGAAAAUGACAGCCUGAUGCAGGAAGGAGACAGGAAGGAAGCUCGUUUAGAGGAUGAUUUCGUUGGAGGUGACGGUGAAGAGGAUGAGAGUUACUUUGGAUUUCUCUCUCAGAGAUUUGCAGUACACUCCAGUCCCUCUCCUCCUACCCCAGCUUCCGUUCCCGUUCCCAGAUCCAGCAGCACACCCAGACUCUCAGCUGAUCCAGCACGGUCCUCCCCUGUUCCACACACAUCUCCAGCGUGUUCCUCAGAGACGUCCCGGAGGACUGAGAUGGUGCGUGUGCAACCGACCCGCUGUCUCUCUCCCAGCGCUGCCAGAGUGCGGAGCAGACCCGAACGCCCUGGGCCAGAGAGAACCAGGCCUGAUGGAGAUAUGAGGAAAUCCAUUAGUCGAACAUCUGUUCGAGAGAUUCCCCCUGAGGAUGUCAGGCUCCACAAGGUGAGGGACAGUAAGAGGGGGGUUCCUGUAGGCUCCAGCACCUUCGAUUUAUCCAGGAGACCAGAGCAAGAUGAGGAGGUGGAGGAAGAAGAGCUGAGGAUGUUGGCCAGUUUAAGAAGACAGAAGGAAGAGGAAGAGGUUAGCACCUCCGACCCAGGCCUUAGUGCCUCACAGGUCCACCAGUGCAACGUGAGUCUGAGCAUUAGCAGUGACGACACUUCGACAUGGACACAGUGUAUCCCUCUUGCAUCUGAACAGGGCCAGUGCUACCAAAAAGAGAUGAAUCCUCUUGUUCAGUCUAAUCCCAGGGAAUGGAUGGAUGUUCUCAGCCCUCCCAUUAUUCCUCCAAACCAGCAACUGACCAUCAGCAGAGGAGACCAUGGCAGUGUGUCUACAAAAGGGUCUGUGGCCCAGGGGAACAGCAGCGAUGAUCAGUUUCUCAGCCUGCUUUAUGAUUCCUGCCUGAACUGUUACUUUGAUCCUCAGACUGGGAAGUACUAUGAGCUGAUUUAAAACCUCUGAAAUCAAAAAGGCUGCUGCACACUAGUUAUUGCUUAAAGAAAACAAAGGGGAGCUUUUCCCCACUGUAGUAGUGCACUGACAGAAACUGUAUUCAUAUUAUUGUACAAGUAUAGCUUUCUUCAAGCUGUUAUCAAACAAACGUGCACCCAUUAAUUCAAACAUUAUUUACACUUAUUGUGUUUUGGUUUUUUACGUGAAAUGGCAUCUUCAUCAUCAAAAAAUAAAGUGAUGCAUUACUGCAGUGUAAAAUUGUGUAACUGUUGUUAAUGUAA